AUGUCCAUAAAUGUUGAUCUAUGUCCAUCAAAUGUCCUCUCUGUGCUUCGACGCUCCUGCACCGGUGUGAACGCCCCGAACGCCCCGAACGCCCUGAACGCCCUGAACGCCCCGAACGCCCUGAACGCCCAGAACGCCCAGAACGCCCUGAACGCCCAGAACGCCCUGAACGCCCAGAACGCCCUGAACGCCCCGAACGCCCUGAACGCCCCGAACGCCCUGAACGCCCCGAACGCCCCGAACGCCCCGAACGCCCCGAACGCCCAGAACGCCCUGAACGCCCAGAACGCCCUGAACGCCCCGAACGCCCCGAACGCCCCGAACGCCCCGAACGCCCUGAACGCCCCGAACGCCCCGAACGCCCCGAACGCCCCGAACGCCCAGAACGCCCUGAACGCCCAGAACGCCCUGAACGCCCUGAACGCCCAGAACGCCCUGAACGCCCAGAACGCCCUGAACGCCCAGAACGCCCAGAACGCCCUGAACGCCCAGAACGCCCUGAACGCCCAGAACGCCCAGAACGCCCUGAACGCCCCGAACGCCCUGAACGCCCUGAACGCCCGAACGCCCCGAACGCCCCGAACGCCCUGA
Molecule: messenger RNA, 591 nt
Organism: Knipowitschia caucasica
Lineage: Eukaryota; Metazoa; Chordata; Actinopteri; Gobiiformes; Gobiidae
Source: the annotation of a GenBank genome assembly